AUGGCUGCUGCUCUUGAACUAAGUGCAUCGCCUAAUGUGCCGCCUGCCCCGGCAGCAGGCAUGUACUGGUCUCGUGCAGUAACAUAUGGUCGUGGUCCAUCGCGUCCUCUGCGUGCUCACACUAUCAACUUGAUUGGGGAGCAGCUCUUUGUAUUUGGUGGAUGCGAUAUCAAGACAUGCUUCAAUUCCCUCUAUGUCCUCGAUAUGGACACCAUGACAUGGUCAAAGCCAAGAACUGCGGGUCAAGCCCCACCCCCUUGUCGAGCUCAUUCAAGCACGCUGGUCGAACGCGACUUGGGAUCCGGAAAACGCGCCCAUUACCUGUAUAUCUUUGGCGGUGGUGACGGACCAAAUUAUUUCAACGAUCUCUACGUGCUAUAUACAGAUACCCUGACCUGGUCGAAACCCAAGUGCGAAGGCACGCCUCCUUCCCCACGACGUGCACAUACAACGUGUUUGUGGGGUGAUAAAAUUGUUGUAGUAGGCGGUGGCGAUGGUGCACGCGCCUUAUCAGAUGUGCACAUGCUUGAUAUUGCAGAUCCAGCACGUCCUCGAUGGACACAUAUCAAGCCACUGGGUGUGGCGCCCAUUGCUCGAGGUUAUCACACCAGCAAUCUGGUCAAGGACAAGUUGAUUGUGUUUGGCGGUAGUGAUGGGCAUGAAUGCUUUAGUGAUGUCCACAUUUUAGAUUUGGCGACCAACCGAUGGAAUCAAAUCGAACUGGAUAGAGUUGUACCUCGUCUAGCGCAUUCCGCAACGCAAGUCGGCUCUUACGUGUUUGUCAUAGGCGGUCAUGAUGGAUCGCGCUAUUCAAACGACGUGUUACUAUUGAACUUGGUGACCAUGAGUUGGGAGUCGCGUAGGAUCUAUGGCGGUGCACCUAGUCCACGAGGCUAUCAUGCUGCAGUGCUGCAUGAUUCGAGACUGUACAUCCUCGGCGGUUAUGAUGGCAAAUCGGUUUUCGACGAUGUGUAUAUGAUGGAAUUAUCAGCUUCGAGUUACCUUCCGCAGAUUACGAACUUUGAAAUAGACCUCAUGUAG
Messenger RNA from Zychaea mexicana, 1041 nucleotides. RefSeq lists its product as uncharacterized. Bases 1 to 1041 code for a protein of 346 amino acids. The transcript has 5 exons. Gene Ontology annotation, molecular function: protein binding. The record is from RefSeq and is a predicted model, not a curated record. Lineage: Eukaryota; Fungi; Mucoromycota; Mucoromycetes; Mucorales; Lichtheimiaceae.